Messenger RNA from Triticum dicoccoides, 652 nucleotides. Its product is annotated as transcription factor BTF3 homolog. Bases 85 to 372 code for a protein of 95 amino acids. The record is from RefSeq and is a predicted model, not a curated record. The transcript is spliced from 6 exons. NCBI's taxonomy places the organism in Eukaryota, Viridiplantae, Streptophyta, Magnoliopsida, Poales, Poaceae.
GCAAGGGCCCUUCGCUUUCGGUGGUCUGAAGCGAGGCACGCGGCCUCUGCUCCCUCCGCAUCCAGCCAACUAGCCACUAGGAACAUGGCGGCAAUGAAUGGGAAGAAGAAGGCCAUUCACAAGACCACGGCCACUGAUGACAAAAGGCUUCAAAGGACCUUGAAAAGUGUAGGAGUGAACACCGUUCUUGGUAUCAAAGAGGUCAGCAUUGUCAAGGAUGACGUAGUUACCCAGUUUCGAAUUCAGAAGUGCAAGAAUCCAUCACUUCAAACACCUAGGUUGUCUGUGGAACACCACGGACUAAAAAAGAUCCCACUGCGUCGCCUUUCUCCCAACGGCUGCGCCGAUCGACCCGUACCUCUAACCAAUUGAUUCGGCAACACAGAGAGGAUGCUUCAAAGAAGCGUGAUGAGGAAAAAGCCGGAAUGACAUACAAGAGGACCAGGGAUGAACCAUGAAGAUGGCAGUUUGCGUCAGCUGGACAUUUUGUGUAAUGGAGCCAAAAUAAUGUGUCUUUUAGCUAUCAUUUUGUAAACCUUGUGGUAUCUUGUCAACUGGGUAUUAUGUGUAAUGGAGCAAACAAUGAAUAGAGGUCUAUCAUUUUGUAAACCUAUCAGGUGUUUUGGUGGCUGAAACAUAAAUAUUUCCUCAU